AUGGGUGAGCCACGUGGGAGCAACAUGGCGGAGAAGAGAGCAAGGCUGGAGCCGGGAUCUGACAAGAAGAUAGAUUGGAGAAAUGAGAGAGUGAAACGAAAAGAACAGCGGAAAAAAUGGAGAGAGGAGAAAUUGCUGAGACAGUUAGAAAAAGCUCAACUGCAGAAGCUAGAAGCAGAGAAACAAGCACAAGAAAAAGAGAAGAGAAAGACAGAAAAUGGUCGUCAAUACACACUCAGUGUGGCCUUACCAGGAUCCAUUAUGGACAAUGCCCAGUCACCAGAGCUACGGACAUACCUGGCUGGACAGAUAGCGCGUGCCUGUACCAUCUUCUGUGUGGAUGAGAUUGUGAUAUUCGAUGAGACUGGAGAAGGGUCAAAGAGCGUGGAGGGGAACUUUGAGGGUGUGGGGAAGAAAGGACAGGCCUGUGUGCAGCUAGCAAGAAUACUCCAGUAUCUAGAGUGUCCUCAAUAUCUAAGAAAAUCUUUCUUUCCCAAACAUCCAGACUUGCAGUUUGCAGGUCUCUUGAACCCCCUGGACAGCCCUCACCAUAUGAGAAUAGAUGAAGAGUCGGAUUACAGAGAGGGAGUUGUUUUAGACCGACCAACUAAACCAGGCAAAGGCUCAUUUGUUAACUGUGGCAUGAGAAAGGUACCCAGUUUAUUGGUACAUUAA
Molecule: messenger RNA, 675 nt
Organism: Staurois parvus
Lineage: Eukaryota; Metazoa; Chordata; Amphibia; Anura; Ranidae
Source: the annotation of a GenBank genome assembly